AUGUCUCGUGAAACAAGAUCCGCUACAAAUCAACCAUUUGAUGACGGAAAGAACGUUAGUAACUCUGCCCUUCGUCGAGGUCCUAGGAGAAGUAGAUCGCACAGUGUCACAUUUUCUCUUAGCUCUGAUAAUUCUAAUCAACCGUUGAAGCGAGCUGAAUUAAAAUCGAAUGACUCCUCCACAACAUCAAGUCGACAAACAAGAUCAGAGAGUAUCGCAGAUAUUCCAGAAGAACUAAUAAAUAAAGACACGUUACCACAACAAUCAACAACAAGUCGUAUGCGGUCAAAAAGCUACUCUAAUAUAAAUGAUUGGGUUUCAAAUCCAAGAAAGAGAGCACAAUCGAUAUCAGAAUCUAAAAGUCUGACAGUCUUGCCUAUACUCGAUGUUGUUAAAACGGCUCAGCCUUCAAGUCCAACUAUUGAGUUGGUAAAAGGGCUAGACUCGGAAAUUUUAGAUAUAAUUGCAAAGGAGCGUUCAGCUACACCAAAACAACAAAUGCCAAAGCCUGUUUUACCUAAUAUUAAGCCGAUUAAAGAAAGCAAAAAGCCAGAACAAGAAGAAAGCAAUUACAGCCUAGUCGAAAGUAAUACCAACGUAAAAAAUACGACUAAAGAUGAAGAAUUGAAAGAAAAGAAAGUCGUAAUGCUUAAUAACCCAGAAGGAAAACAUAUACUUCAAAGACGACAUAGCGAAGAAUUUAAACCAUUUGAUGACGAUAAUGCUUCUAAAACAGAGAUUAACGUUACUACAAGGAAUGCUGUUAGUGCAGAUGGCACUAAACGUAAAACUUUAUCUUCACAACAGCAUCGACGCUUUCGACACGGAGAUAUUCGCAAGCCUGUAGUUAGUUUUAAACCUCAAACGUUCAAAAUUAAAAGAGAACACGGAAUAGUCAAUGCAACAUAUAAUGAGGAUAGGACUAAAAGAACGAUUGAAAUUCAAACUGACUGGAGCUGGAUGGAAGAUUGGAAAUUGCAUAAUUUAGUCAAAGGAGGCAAUGCCCUUUCUGAUAACGAAGAUUCUGGAAGCAACCAAUCUCCAGAAUCUCGCCAAGCAAUGCAGCAUCGGUCACUAGCUGAAGAAGCACUAGCCAAUGUUAAAGUAGUUGAUGAAAAUUAUGCAGAAAGUGGCACAAUACCGGAGGAAGCAUUUAGUAGGCACAAUACCCCAUCAAGUACAAUUUCAUCCCAAAAAAUAGAUUCUACAUCUGAAAUUUCUGAUGCUUUCGGUGUCCUGACUAUGGAAUUUAGCUCAGAUUCGUCCGAUGAAGAUGACAACGACAAUUAUAUAGAUAACGAGCAAGAUGCAAUUGCUGCAGUAGGACCACCAUCUAUAUUAAAGUAUAAUCGAGAAUCGGAAGCGGUAACUCUAAGAGUCGACGCCCAAACUCCGAUGACGUCUCAAUCAGUAGCUAGCUUUCAUAGUUCUAUUGGUGAUGCACAAGGUGAUGGAAUUUGUGAUUAUUGUGGAUUAGCUAUUAUUAAAGAAUUUCCAACUAUAGAAGAAAUUGAAACAACGCCAGCAGAAAAGCUAUUUUGCUGCCCAGAUUACCACCAAUUCGUUCUAUACUUACACGAACUUAGUGAAAGUAAAGGUGCUCGUAGUAAACGAAAUGAAAUUCCAGAUGCAGAUGCUGAUCAAGCUGAUAGCGAUAUAAGUGACGUAGAAGGUGAUGCGCUGAUUAAUGUUUCCCCUCAUGCACCAUUUAAGAAUCGGCAGGCUCGUCGAGAAGCGAAAGAAAGAGCACAAGAAAAAAUGAGAGAACGUGAAAGAGAACGCCAGUUAGCUAAUACAAUUAGUAACCUGAAUUACUAUGCAUUUGCUCGACAAAUUAAAACAAUCAAUUAUACCCUAUCUUCAAAUCGUUGCUUAGAAGAAGGAUGGACAGUUAUACCUUCUCCUUUACCUGAAGACGAAAUAGAUCCUGACGAGGACGACGAAAAAUUGUCAUUUAUGACAGAAUUGCCGUCUAAUUUAGCUUUUCUUCAACAAAAGGCAAAAGGAAAUCAAUUACCUAUUCAAAAAUUUUAUGAGAAUGGUAGUUUGUUCUUAAUUCUACUUCCUGAUGGCACGGGAUCCGUAUUGUAUCUUUAUAAUUCAUGUAAUGUAGCUAUAGGUAUUAGUGCCCAUGGUAAUGGAUUGAGUUAUGUUGUACUCGAGGAUGCUCCCUUAUCUGAGAGUCAAAAAAUAUUAGCCCUAUUUAAUCCGUCCGGCCAUAGUUGUAUCUAUCAUAGUAAUAACAGAAUUAGAUUAUUGAUUUAUCCGACCGGCGGAGAAGUUGCGGAUUCUAAUGGUACGCGUAAAAAGAAAUGGAAUUGGGAUCUUGAUUCACACCUGGAUAAAAAUAAUGCUCAUAUUCAUGCGCCACCAUUUCAACCAAUUUGUUUUGCAAUCACCAAAGAAGUUGCACUUCGUUGCAAAUGGCAGGAUAAAGUCUAUCUGUCCUUCAGUGCUCAAGCAAGAAGCUGUAAAUUUAACGUAGGCGUUAAACUUAAGUUGAUUCACCCUCAACAAACACCGGAGUUAUCCAAAGCUCAGAAGAUGGAAUUAGAGAAUGAAGAAUUUUUAAAUAAUGCUAAAAAGCGCAUCAGGAAAUUGCUAAAUAAAACCCAAACUACCCUACGCUAUCCCAAGUCGCCACGACUAGAACAGUUAGCACCACCUCGCUACCUUGAAAGUGAUAAGCAAAAGCACAGGCCAAAGCAUCGCUUACAAGUACCUAAAAGUACUCCAAAUGGACGCUUAAAUGAGGAUGAUAAUGCAUCGGUGAAAUCACCCAUUUCAGUUGGGAAUUGA
Trichoplax adhaerens is the source of this 2799-nucleotide messenger RNA. RefSeq lists its product as uncharacterized. Bases 1 to 2799 code for a protein of 932 amino acids. The transcript has 14 exons. The record is from RefSeq and is a predicted model, not a curated record. Lineage: Eukaryota; Metazoa; Placozoa; Uniplacotomia; Trichoplacea; Trichoplacidae.